Didymosphaeria variabile is the source of this 2385-nucleotide messenger RNA. RefSeq lists its product as uncharacterized. Lineage: Eukaryota; Fungi; Ascomycota; Dothideomycetes; Pleosporales; Didymosphaeriaceae. The transcript is spliced from 2 exons. Bases 1 to 2385 code for a protein of 794 amino acids. The record is from RefSeq and is a predicted model, not a curated record. Gene Ontology annotation, cellular component: cytoplasm. Gene Ontology annotation, molecular function: protein kinase binding.
AUGGACACAGAAGAUGGAACGAUUUUCAUAAAGAAUCUAGCGUACUUUGUACGGACUCACGAAAAAGCGCUCGCAAAUGCCCUGCAGCUGCAACGACAAGCGCCCCGCCAUGGCCAGAGCAACUCCGUCUCCUCGCCUACAGGCACCAGUUCUUCAUCCUCCACGUCGAGCGUGUGGGCAGCCGCCCUGUCCCUCCCGUCGCUGACCUUCACAUCGCCGACGCUUAAGCCAGCGAAGCUCACACUCACGCCCCAUCACCUCUUCUACCUCCUAUCCCGGUUCGAGGACCUAAACAUAUCUGUGGGACCAAUGAAUGUUCGAUUAGAGAACAUACACACUGAUGUAUCACCGACCAACUAUGUGUCGUUUCUUAGCAAUGCCCAGCGAAACAAGCAACGGCCCUCUGACCGCGACUCGAUCCACUCCGUCUCCAGCAUACGUAGCGUGAUGUCUGGCAUGUCUUCAUUGUGGUCAUCUCUUCGCUUGUCAUCCAACAGCGACGCCAAGCAGGCAAAGCAAAAAGCGCAACUCGAGGAGGACAUCAAAUAUCUCUACUCUGCGUUUACCAAGAUUCCGUGCCUAAGACUCGCACCUGACCACAAAGCUCGCCUCAUUGCGGGAUAUGAGGAGUUUCCAUUCGACAGCGCAGUACCUUUGCACGCUUUCAAAAACGUCACCGCUCUCGAGAUCUACGAUGUCGACUUCCGCCAAUUCUACGGAUGGGACCGUCUCGCGGACAAUCUACGCAGCCUGACGGUCAAGAGGGCUGGCGUUGACGAUCCUGCCGACCUUCUCAUCAACAUCGUGCUGGACGACAUGGAUAAGCGACGCCGCCGCUCUGCCAAAACACCUUCUUCGCCUGCCGUCCCAUGGCAGGCAGGCAGUCCCGCCAGCAAGCACGCUCAGCUUGCACGUUCGGAUUCACCUCCAGCGUCACCUACAGCCCCCAGCAAGCAAGCUACAAGUCCACGGAACUCGGCCUUAAUGCGAGACGGCUCGCGCACUUCGGCACAACGCCAGCGUAGCGUUUCACCCUCGAGACCUGCGAGUUCACGCCACUCGUCGACACGUGUAUAUGGCGCGAAUAGUGCGCCUAACAUCCGCCGCUCAUCUGGUAGCUCAGGAUCAAGUGCGAUAUCGACCACUCCACGUGGAAGCUCUGCCAACCUCCUUUCACUAGGCUGGUUUCCCUCAACCAAGUGGCGUUUCCUUCGGCAUUUGAGUUUGGCUGACAAUGCGCUUACCAGCAUUCCAGCGACUAGCCUUGCACCUUUGGCCAAUACUUUACAAUCGCUCGAUAUCUCUGCUAACCUUUUCGCGGAGAUACCAGACAGCCUUGCGACUCUGUCCUGCCUGCGUGCACUCAAUCUAUCCAACUGUAUGAUUAGCAGCCUCCAUUCUUUGGGACGGAACCCCCUGCCUGCGAUCACUACUCUCAACUUGCGUUCCAACCGGCUAACAUCGCUUGCGGGCAUCGAGCGACUAUUGUCAUUAGAGCGCGUAGAUCUACGGGAUAAUAAGCUGACCGACCCAACUGAGGUCGCUCGACUCACCUGUGUCCCGUACAUCACCGAGGUCUUCGUCCAUAGGAACCCCUUUUGCAAGUCCUACAGCAACUACAGGGUCACUAUAUUCAAUCUCUUCCGCAAGACUCCGGGCUACAGCGAAGAUAUCAAGAUCGACUCCACACUCCCCAGCAGCGGCGAACGAAAACAGCUCGUGGUUAGAGUACCGGAGCUUCCUAGUGUUCCCGUCGUAAAGCCACCACCUGAGGAUGAAACACCGCCACCUCCCACUCCACCCAAAGUCGUGAAGGCUCUCGAUGCUGCUGAUCUGACCGAGAUUCCGCACACUUCCCUCCAUCGAUCGAAGAGUGGAAAGAGCGGGAAAGGCUCCCAUAGAAAGAAGAAGGUGCCAAAGCGAAGAAUUGUAGAGCUCGUUCAGAGUGACGCCCUACAGUCGGCUGAGGUUACUCCACCGCCGAGUUACAGCACGGAUGACAACUUACCGAAGCCCAAAGCGACUGCAUCCGCAGAUAUUGUACCGCGCCUCGAGGCGCCCAAGAACGAGAGCACUUCAGGUGACCCUUUGAAGACACUCCCGCAGUUGGAUACUGGAGUCAAAGCUCCCAGCGAGACGACGAUGCAAGCCACAAGCCCUCCAGAAUUCGAUGUUACUAGCGAUCUGUACAAGAGGAAGAUUGAAGCUCUCAGACAAGAUUUUGGCAACAACUGGCUGAGCGCACUUGGCGACGAAGCCUGGGAUGCCAAAUCCGUGACCAGCAUUCCCUCUACGCAUAGCGGUUUCACGUCGCCUAUCAUCAGGCCCGCCAUGGCCCGCACCCCUAGCCAAGGCAUCGUUUCUGGAGGCCGAACACUCGGGUAG